Trichoderma virens Gv29-8 is the source of this 1737-nucleotide messenger RNA. RefSeq lists its product as uncharacterized. NCBI's taxonomy places the organism in Eukaryota, Fungi, Ascomycota, Sordariomycetes, Hypocreales, Hypocreaceae. Gene Ontology annotation, molecular function: monooxygenase activity; oxidoreductase activity, acting on paired donors, with incorporation or reduction of molecular oxygen; iron ion binding. The transcript is spliced from 2 exons. The record is from RefSeq and is a predicted model, not a curated record. The coding region runs from base 1 to 1737 and encodes 578 amino acids.
AUGGAAAGCAUCGUUCCUCGAUUCCUUGUUGACGGCGAUACAACCUCCUACUUGGUAUUGUCUGUUAGUAUACCAGGCAUUAUUUACCUCUGCUACCGGUGGGCAUUACCCAAGCCGAUUCCUGGAAUUCCAUACAACAAGGAUGCCGUCAAGUCCAUCUUCGGAGAUGCUACUUCCAUGGUUGAGUACACGUCCAAGACUCAAGAGAUGUACGCAUGGAUGGUUGAACAAAAUAUCAAGCUUCAGUCCCCUGUAGUACAGGUUUUUGUCAGGCCACUCUCCAACCCUUGGAUCGUGGUCUCUGACUUUCGAGAGUCCUAUGACUGUCUAGUGCGCCGCACAAAGGAUUUUGACAAAUCCGUUUGGUUCAAGGAUGUUGCCGGUGGCGUGAUGCCAGAGAGUCACAUCUUCAUGAGAACAACACCUCGAUUCAAGCAGCACCGUCGCCUGAUACAAGACAUUAUGAGCCCUGUAUUUCUUAACAAUGUCGCUGCUAUGCAUAUUCAUAACGUCUGCCAAGAUGUCAUCCAUGUCUGGGAACAGAAGGCGCGUCUCGCAAGCGGGCACGCCUUUAGCGUUAUCAAAGAUGUGCACUAUGCAGCUCUGGAUGCCAUAUGGGCCCUCAUAUUCGGAGACGACUCAGCAAACAGCACUACUAAAGCACAGUUGGACCUAUUUCUCACUAUGGAAAAGAUAGCAUUGCCUGGAAAUUCGAAUUCGCCAGUAGAACUGCCGCGUGCCGACAGCCCAUUGACCGUUCAAUCCGUCAUGACCCUUACGCAAAGUAUAGAAGCUAGUCUAAAGUCACCCAUGCCAGCAUUAGCACAUUGGAUGUACAGACAGACAUCGGCUAUGAAACGUGCCUUUAAAAUUAAGGAAGAAUUCAUCAAGAGAGAGGUAAAUGACGCGGAACGAAGAUUUGAUACCAAGACAGAUGUUCAGUGCGCGGUGGACAAUUUCUUGCGACGAGAGGCAGUGGCAGCUGAAAAGGAAGGUCGCCAGAGGAACUUUCACUCUCGUGAUAUAUAUGACGAGAUUCUUGGUCUUUUGAUCGCUGCCCACGAUACCACAUCCACUUCCAUUCUGUGGGCGUUGAAAUUCAUGGCAGACCACCAAGAUGUGCAAAAGAAGCUGCGAAAGGCACUACACACCGCCCACUCGAACGCCGUAUCCGAGAAGCGACUCCCAACAUACCAAGAAAUCCUCAACAGCCCCGUUCACUACCGCGAUGCCGUUGUGGAGGAAAUCUUUCGCUGUUCGCUCACUGAAGCAGCCGUAACUCGAACCUCAAUCCGAGACACCGAGAUUCUUGGCCACUUUGUGCCUAAAGACACCGAGGUGUUCUUUAUGUGUAAUGGACCUAGUAUCUUCUCUGCUGCUUUCCCAAUUGACGAUGCGGUGCGGAGCACAUCGUCCCAGGAGGGCAAGGAUCAGGCUUGCCAUUGGGAUCCCACAAAAAUGGCAGUUUUUGAUCCAGAGAGAUGGCUUAUUGAAGAGAAUGGACAGAUCAUAUUUGAUCACAGUGCUGGCCCGCUCUUGAUCUUCAGCCUUGGUGAGCGCGGCUGCUACGGGCGGAAGAUGGCUUAUGUAGAGAUGAAGAUCUUCCUCACUUUACUCAUUUGGUCAUUCGACUUUCAAGCCUGCCCGGAAGAGCUGAGUGGCUAUGGUGCCGUUGAUAAACUGGUUCACGCACCGCAGCAAUGUUAUAUUAAUCCUAUUCCACUUAGCAGGCCGUGA